AUUCACUCGAGAUUGAUAUUUCAGAAUACAUGUAUAGCUCAAAGCUCCAUAAGAUGCUAGAUCUACUUUAUAUUUAGUCAAUGAUCGUGUUAACCAACGCCUAUGAAUGACGUUAAAUUGCAUAUGUAUAAUCAACAUUGUGACUUUAAUAUACUUUUCAUAUUUCAUUGUUUUAAGUGAUAAUAUCUCGAAAUGAUUUUUAAAAAGGCAAUCAUAUAUGCUAAUUUAUUACUUUUGUUCACAGUGAUAGGUAUUCAAGCGAUUCGUUGUUAUCAGUGUAGUAGUGAUACUGAUCCUAAAGGCGAAGAUCUGUGUGGAGCAUAUGGAAAAUUUGAUAAAGAGAAAAAUAUCGCCAUCGAAUGUAACAGUGAAGAGUCACACAUGCCUGGUACAUUCUGUGUUAAAAUAACACAUCAAAGUCCUCGUGGGGACGGUAGAUGGCGUCAAGUGAUUCGUCGGUGCUCUUCUGUAGCCAGUACUGGAGUCACAGGUGUUUGUAAUUGGGGAGUUUAUGAAAAUGGUGUGUAUUGGGAAGAAUGCUCCUGUUCUGAAAACAAUUGCAAUACAGCAUCAUCUUUAUCGUCAUUUCCAAUAAUCAUGUUAUUGAGUCUUGCUAUUUCAAUUACCAUAUUCUCUUUGAGAUAAAAGUAUGAAAUAUACUUAUUCAUUUCAAACAAAUCAUUACAAGUAAAAUUUUUAUUGAAGAAUAAAAACUGCCUUUGCCUUAAAACAGUAUAGGUAGAAUAUGUAUUACGAUGAAGUAUUUUAUAUGUAUUUCUAUAAAAUACAUCAUCAUUUUAUUCUACAAAAAAGCAAUUCUGACAGUGUAAUUUAGCAAUAUGAUCAAAAUAUUUUUGAUUUAUUUAUUAAGUUUUCUAUUACAUUUUGAAAUAUUUUAUACAAACUUUAUAUUUAAAGUUAAUGUACUGUUUGUCGCUUUUAUUUCAAUCAAAUCAUCCAAAAUGUUUACCUGAGAUAUUUAAUUAUUAAUGGUAAUUGAAAAACUGUCUGAAGAUUUUUGCAUUUGUCAGAUAAAAUGACUUUAAUUAUGAUGAUUAGUUACAGAUAUAGCAAUAUCAUGAAAAAACAGUGCUAAAAAAUCUGAAAAGCAACACUAUAGUAAAUAAGAGAUAUCCGUCCAUAUUUAUCUCAGAUAUUCGACCAGAAUUAUUUAAAGUAUCCGUCCAUUUUCUAUUAUUUCCAUAAAUUAAUCUGAUUAAAAAUAUCAAAGAUAAAUUUAUCAAAUUAGAAAUAUAUAAUAAUAUAAUAUUUUAUAUUGAAUGUAUUAUAUAAUUUUAUAAAUAAACAAAUAAAUUCUUAUUGUUCGUUAUUUUUGUACUAGAUUCAGCCUAUAAUUUUGUAUAUAAUUUAAUAUAAACAAUGUAAAUAUAAACGAUAAUAUUCAAA
Molecule: messenger RNA, 1407 nt
Organism: Heterotrigona itama
Lineage: Eukaryota; Metazoa; Arthropoda; Insecta; Hymenoptera; Apidae
Source: the annotation of a GenBank genome assembly